AAUAGAUAGAUUUCCUACAAACUAUUUCUUCUUUUUAUUUUGUUUCUCCUAUUACUUAUUAUAGUAUUAUAGCCAGGUGUGCGUGCGUGUAUAUCAAUCAAUCAUGUCAACCGAAUCACGCCUUUCGUCGUGGAUCUUGAAAAACAAUAAAGAUCUUCUCAGCUCCAAGUCAACCCGUCAGUCAUUACUGAUCACUCAGUGCCAUUAUGCAGCCAAUUCAACCAAGAGCUCGAACAUCCUAGUUCUCCUCCUGACAGACGGUCAAUAUUGGAUUCCUGCUCUAAUGGAUACCAAGAAGAUAAAAGAAGUAUUAGAAAUAUCUCAAGCACUAGAAAAUCAUCUGGCAAAACUCGUAGGCAUGGUGAUCAAUAUAUCAAAGACCAUGUUCGCUGUAUACAGAAGAGGUGAUGCACUUAGUCCACACUUGAUAGUCCAAGAAUAUGAACUAGCAGAGUUGAAGCAAAGCGGUCAACAAACGACUCCCAAAGAGAUCCAUGAACAUCCAGACAUCAAACUUUGGUUGGACGAACUACAAACAGCUAUGCCAGAUUUGGAACAAGAGUCGAUCAAUGAACUCUAUCCGUCCAAAGAUCGUAAAGAGAUUGAUGGCUUCUUGAAUCAAUACGAGUCUGUUGUUUCUGGAUUCGAGUACUUGAUGUUGCACUACUACAACGAAAUCAUAAAGACAAAUCUCAAACGAUCAAAUAAUAUUGAUCAUGUCAAGGAAUGGAGACAACGCAUGAAGACCAAUGCAAAGAAAAGAAAAGUGAGCACUUGGAACAUAAUCGAUAGCGGUAGAGACUUGUGGAAAGACAAAAUCGUAGAUAUGAUGAGUUUGAUAUACUUGGAUUACAAAAGUGAUGUAUCAUCUGAAAAAGACUUGAUAUUCGACUCUUAUCCGACUGAACACCAAGAGGCCAAGGAUGAUAAUGGUAAUGAUAAUGAGGAAGAAGUAUCUGGGCAAAUAAAAAUAGAAAACGAAUCUCAAACUGCCAUAGACCACAAAAGCCAUGAUUCUAAUACUAAAAAAUCCACUGAAGAUCAAGACACCCAGUUUUCAUUUGAUUCAAUCAAAAACAACACCAACAACACCAACAACAACAAUGCUACUACUAGCAGCUGGUCAAAAGUAGGCCAGAAUUCAUCUUCUUCAUCGAUUGAUUCAACUGAAUUUCUUUCCCCAGUUGAACUCCCGGGCUUGAAUACAGACCACGAUAUCUCUACAAACUCAAUAUUGGGACAAACGGAAGGAGUGGGCAGUUAUGAUUUUGAAAAUGUUUAA
Molecule: messenger RNA, 1282 nt
Organism: Phycomyces blakesleeanus NRRL 1555(-)
Lineage: Eukaryota; Fungi; Mucoromycota; Mucoromycetes; Mucorales; Phycomycetaceae
Exons: 8
Coding region: 104-1282 (392 amino acids)
Source: RefSeq, a predicted model, not a curated record